Molecule: messenger RNA, 571 nt
Organism: Drosophila navojoa
Lineage: Eukaryota; Metazoa; Arthropoda; Insecta; Diptera; Drosophilidae
Source: RefSeq, a predicted model, not a curated record
AAUGGACAGACAGUGUGAAACUAUAAUUAUUAUUGAACAAUUGGUUUCCAACAGCGGACGAAUGUUAUUUUUGCGUUUAGUUCCAUUUAUUGCCCUUAUUGGCAUAAUAUCUAUAACUGCCGAUCUUGAGUUCAAUAAUGUUAACUGUUUCACUUAUGAUAAAAAGUUUUUGGAAUACGAGUAUUGUUACUUGAAGGCCGUAAAUCGGACCUACAAAUACUUUUCGGUGAAAGCUGUUCUCCAUAAGUUGCCCAUUCGAAAUGGCAAGGUUGUAAAGCGUGACACCCGUUACAUAUUCGAGCAUUUUAAUGGCAGCAUAAAUGCCUGCAAAUUUUUGAGAGAUCGGAAGAAUCCAUUCGCCAGUCUUAUAUACAGUACAUUUGCACCAUAUUCGAAUAUGAAUCACACAUGCCCCUUCAAUCACGACAUAAUACUGGACAAGCUACCAGUACAAUAUGUGAACAGUGUUGUAAAGAAUUUGAUUCCCGGCGGACGAUAUAUGUUGAAUCUAACGUUUUAUAAUGAUGAUAUUGCACGCACUGACGUCAUCGUCUACUUUACAAAAACAUAA